UAAAUUUAUGAAAUAUUUAUUUAAAAUAACUCUUUAAAUCGCGCUUGAUAUUGUUAUACUGAGACCUAACUAGCCUUUUUAUCGUAUUACAGUUAAAAUAUUGUGAGUUCUUUUAUGAUCGCGUAGACUACUUCAUCAAGUACUUAGGAGUUCAGGACAACUCCUAAAAUUGCUCGGCAUUUUGUGAUCUGGAGAUUUGAAAUCGUUUCGCUUUGUCUCCGCUGGAUACUGACCCGACGGCAAAUAUGUCGGGUGACCACAAAACCUUGAUAAAAGGGAGCCCAUCCCAAUACGUGAAACUAAAUGUGGGCGGGACGUUAUUUUAUACCACCAUCGGAACCCUGACGAAGAGUGAUAACAUGCUCAGAACUAUGUUUAGUGGCAGGAUGGAAGUGCUUACUGACUCGGAGGGCUGGAUAUUGAUUGACCGCUGCGGGAAGCAUUUCGGUACAAUACUGAAUUACCUGCGCGACGGCACGGUGGCACUGCCGGACAGCUACCGCGAGAUCAUGGAGCUGCUGGCCGAAGCCAAGUACUUCCUCAUUGAAGAGCUGACAGAGUCCUGCCAGCAGGCAUUGCAGAAGAAAGAGAGGGAGGCUGAACCUAUAUGCAGAGUGCCCCUCAUCACAUCUCACAAGGAGGAGCAGCUGCUUAUCAUGUCUACUUCUAAGCCUGUUGUGAAGCUACUAAUAAAUCGUCAUAACAACAAGUACUCCUACACAAAUACGUCUGACGAUAAUCUGCUGAAGAACAUUGAACUGUUCGACAAACUCUCACUACGCUUUAGUGGAAGAGUGCUCUUCAUCAAAGAUGUCAUCGGCUCUAACGAAAUAUGUUGCUGGUCAUUCUUCGGACACGGCAAGAAAUGUGCUGAAGUGUGCUGCACAUCCAUUGUCUAUGCAACUGAUAAGAAGCACACAAAAGUGGAGUUCCCGGAGGCUAGGAUUUAUGAGGAAUCACUUGGCAUUUUGUUGUAUGAGAGCCGGAAUGGGCCGGAUCAGGACUUGAUACAAGCGACGUCGUCGCGGGGAGCGGUCGGCGGCCUGUCGUGCACCAGCGACGAGGAGGAAGAGCGCUCCGGGCUCGCGCGACUCAGAUCAAAUAAGCAGAAUAAUCAAUCUUAGCGGUUACAGUCUGGCUUGGCGCGCCUUCGUAGCUCUAAACGGACGAACGUCUGAUACCAAGCCGGGUUCUUCUUGCCCUUUUGCUGGCUGCCGUGCUUUGGUCUUUAGGAUGUUGUAAGCUGCGCCCGUCUUACGGGCCCUUUCUACACCUUGUGAGCUCUCUUUGAGAUGUGAAUGCAAUGAGGAAUGAAAGCAAAAGAGGCAAUUAUAUUCCAAAUAAACUGGCAAUUAUUUGAUGGACAACUUUCUGUGUCUACAUGUCUUUGUGUUUAGUGAAUAUAAUGUAUGAAGAAAUAGUAUGUGUUAUGAAAAUAUAGUGCAAAAAGUGACAUAGACUAUUAUAAUUAUUGUAAAGUCCAA
Cydia amplana is the source of this 1484-nucleotide messenger RNA. RefSeq names its product BTB/POZ domain-containing adapter for CUL3-mediated RhoA degradation protein 3. NCBI's taxonomy places the organism in Eukaryota, Metazoa, Arthropoda, Insecta, Lepidoptera, Tortricidae. The record is from RefSeq and is a predicted model, not a curated record. The coding region runs from base 246 to 1124 and encodes 292 amino acids. The transcript has 3 exons. Gene Ontology annotation, biological process: protein homooligomerization. Gene Ontology annotation, molecular function: protein binding.